Molecule: messenger RNA, 1266 nt
Organism: Penicillium canescens
Lineage: Eukaryota; Fungi; Ascomycota; Eurotiomycetes; Eurotiales; Aspergillaceae
Exons: 8
Coding region: 1-1266 (421 amino acids)
Source: RefSeq, a predicted model, not a curated record
AUGCAACAGAAGAAAGGCCUCUACAUCGCAGCGCGCAACGAACGCGUCAAGCACGGGCUUCAGGUCGCAUAUGCUGAGCAAUUCAAAGGCAACUCCUUAAAUGUCUUCUGCGUAUCUAAUAGUCUCUAUAAGAAGCAAAAUGGAGACGAUCAGGGUGGAAGCAGCCACCUGCUGGUUGCAUUAAGUGGAAUUCGUGACUUGCGUAAAUUCUGUUACUCAAGGGCUGCGGAGGCGAGAUUCCACGACGCCAAACAUUUUCUUCGAGUUUCACUGCCCGGUAUUCUGAAUGCGAUAAGCUUACGCUCCGGGCGUGAGAUGUUCCCAGGAGCGACCAAGCCUUCAGUCAGUUCUGAUCUGACCAACAUUCUCGGCUUCGAAAACAAGAUACUCGUUAAUAUCGAGCAUGCGAAGAGGCAGUUUGAUGAAAUUCUGCGUGAAUUAAUCCUUGAUGUCUUCGAUAAACGCCAUGCAGCCUGGAAUGAAGCCGCCAUUGCUCGGGGCUUAGAGUGGGCCGAGUGGCCACCGUUGGAACACAGCCAGUUCUGCCUUAAUUAUGGCAAGGGUACACGCAUCUCUGGGAAACACAUAAACUGGAAUAGCGAGAUCAUUUGGAAAAUGCGGACAGAGCUCGACUUCCAAUGGGACCUCCUGGAUGAAGAAAUUCCAAAGGUACUCACAGCUCUUCAGGACGUUAGCAUCACAACAUUCAAAGACCUGAAACUACAAUUAGCCCGCAAUGGUUUCCCAUACCCAAUGGUACACAGCAUUGAUCAGCGGAUGGAAGAAAUCAAGAGCGUCUUUGAGAAAUCACGAAAUGAUUUGAAAUCAGAGAUUGGUGCAAUCCGUGCAAAGACGUUGGAGGCUAAUGAGGCUUCCUAUGUUGUGAAUGAAAUGAUGCCUGCCUAUCGUUCCGGGAUGUCGCGUGAAGGCUCGUGUGUCCUUGAAACCAAAACGAAAUUCGGUCAGGAGGUGAUCCAGGAUGUCUUUGCGAGUGAAACUCUCUUCCCUAAUAUCUCCAGGGCAGUUUCCAAGGCUGCGGCAGCUGCAUCCCAAGACGUGUUUAGAGAGUUAACGAUCCCCUUUGCGAAGACGUGGUGUCAUAUCAUAAGUGAUGUCCACUAUAUUCUAGCAAAAGAUGAAAUAGACAUCAAGAACGACGCGCGUAUGAAGCUAGAGGAAAAGCAGUAUCUCGCACAGGUUCAGAGGAAGCUACAGCGCUUGGAAAGGAAGUAUCGGAUUAUUCUCAAAUCUAUUGAGAAAUUCUAA